AUAAAUUAAGUGUUUCCAUGGCCGUCAAUACUCCGUCUUUACACGAAGGACCCCGACGCGUUUGCUUACACGAAAAGUCGCCCCUCUUCCCUUUCCGUUCGCCGCUCUGUUCCUCGCACCGUCUCCUCCCCCGAUCCAUCGAUCUCCUCCUCUUCCUCAUCCAUGGACUCCAAGGUAGUCAUCGCUUUCGUCCUCGUCUUCGACGUUGUCGCCUUCGCCCUCGCCAUCGCCGCCGAGCAGCGCAGGAACACGGCCCAGGUGGUGCCGGACUCCGAGAAGGAGUACACCUACUGCGUCUACGACUCCGACAUCGCGACGGGGUUCGGCGUCGGAUCCCUUCUCCUCCUUCUGCUGAGCCAGCUCAUCAUCACGGCCGUCACCAGGUGCUACUGCUGCGGCCCCUCGCUCCGCCGUGGCGGAUCCCGCUUUUGCGUCUUCCUCCUCCUUCUCUCUUGCUGGUUGACGUUUCUGGUGGCGGAGGCGUGCCUGCUUGCGGGAUCGGUGCAGAACGCGCGGCACACGCGGUACCGGGGCUUCUACUUCAUGAACGACCCGUCGUGCGAGGUGCUGCGGAAGGGCGUGUUCGCCGCCGGCGCGGCCUUCGUCGCCCUCACCGCGAUCCUUUCCGUGUUCUACUACCUCUUGUACGCCAAGGGCCGGGACUCCAGCUACCGCAUCGCCGAGUCGGCCAUCGGGAUGAACUCCUUUAGCUAGAGAUUUUUCUUGCUUAUUUUCCCCCUUUUUUUUUUCCUAGGAGAAAAAAGAAAACGGCGUGUUUACUACGGGGCUUGGCGUUAGUUGUCGCGUUUGUUGAUUUCGUUACUGAAUACAUAUGAGAUAGCGAUGAUAAUUUUUAUUAUUAUUCGAAAGAUAAUUCAUCAUCA
Messenger RNA from Musa acuminata subsp. malaccensis (wild Malaysian banana), 884 nucleotides. RefSeq lists its product as uncharacterized. The record is from RefSeq and is a predicted model, not a curated record. NCBI's taxonomy places the organism in Eukaryota, Viridiplantae, Streptophyta, Magnoliopsida, Zingiberales, Musaceae.